Messenger RNA from Mesorhabditis belari, 1725 nucleotides. NCBI's taxonomy places the organism in Eukaryota, Metazoa, Nematoda, Chromadorea, Rhabditida, Rhabditidae. The record is from the annotation of a GenBank genome assembly.
AUGGCUGGCACCUGGAAGUGGUUGAUACUCCUGAUGAUAGAAAUUCGCCUCCGGAGUCGAGCUUGGGGAAAUCGAGUCCUGAGAACAGUUCGACAUUUGGAAACUUACUUCAGGCGGAAGCGUUGCCUUGACUAUUCGGGGUCAAUCCGCUCAAGCAUGACGAACGCGGGGACUGGUAUUUACGUGAGGACCAAGGAAGAAAACCGAAUUCAAGAUGACACAAGUGUUUCGAUUGAAGAAAUCUCAAAAUAUUCAGAAAUGGUGCACAAGGGAAAGGAUCAAACUCAACAGAGAAGGCGGCGGAGUGAACGAACCGCUCAAGCAAAUGAUGGUACAAUCUCGGAAGGAGAUCAGUCUAUCACGAUUUUGGGGGAUUUACAAACAAAUGGGGAGCAUCGAUUAGUUUCUCUGAAAUGUGGACAAUUUUUUGGGAAGACUUGCAUUGAGAGAUGGAUUAGAGGAGAGAAAGUGUCACAAUGUCCCAAAAAAAAACAAAGCUACACUCAAAGAUGUGCGUCUUCAUUAUGGGUAGAACAAUUAAGAUGGCCGGAUAACGGGGAGCUUGAAGUGACCAGGAAAGCUCGCGAUGAUAACAACGGCAUGACACAAGCGCAGUAUUCUGAUUUGAUGGUCGAAGGUUGUCAAAAAGGGAACUUUCAAAAUUUGGCCCUGAUGCUAGACGCGAACUUUCUAUGGAAGGUUUCGGAAGAUUCCACUGCCAUUAUUUUUGAUUUGACAAUGCAUACGAAACGUUCGCAUACAUUUAAAUUGGGUAUGCUUGGAUGGACUGGUUGGUAUCUAUCGGAUACUAUGUUCGCGGUUGGUUUACAAAAUGGACGCGUCUUGGAGUUUGAUCUGGUACAAUCUGGUCAUCGACAACCAAUCACGGACCUUACGGAUGGGGCAUGUGAUGAGCCUCAACUUUUGCUGAUGGCGUCCUUAAGAAAGGUGAUGGCUCGACAUCGUGGACAACUUGAAACGAUUCUUGAGCAUAAUACCGGAAGAAUCACUUCGAAAUCGAUGGACUUGGCAUAUAUCCUCUCGUCAUCAUUAUUCACUUCCGCAGGAUCGCUGGUCUCGAUGGCGUUCGAACCGGAUUUUAAUCGCUUGGCAAUUUACGACUGGAGUGAUAAGCAUAAAGAGGUUGUGGGCACAACCUCAAUCCACUGGACUCCAAUGAUUCGCGCCUCAUUCACAAUCACUUUUGCCUCGAGCGCCACCUAUGCCGCUUUGACUUGCGAUAAACUGACUGGACCGUGCGAGCUCGGAUGUGAUCAGAUUCGAUGGAAGCAGCGAUUGCUCCAACCGAUAAAACCGGUCACCGAAGCGUGUGCCGAUAAAGUGAAACCCGCAAACUGGUGUCUCGGAUUGCCCCAAAAGGAUCAACAAGCAAUGUGGCGAACAAUGCCCAAAAACGUGUGGCUUGUGUGGGUCGGGAACGACGGCAUGGUCGUUUCAUCGCGAAUCCCCGAUGAGAUCAAAAUCUCGCUCAUUCGCGCUUUUUCCCAUUUCCCCGAAUACAAUUUCUUCUGGAAGUAUGAGACAAUCGAGUCGGAUUCGUGGCUUUUCAAGAAUUACACAAAUGUUUUCCCUGAUCAAUUGGCUUCCGCAAACGGAUAUUUUAGGAACACUGGAAAAACGAUUGCUUUCUAUCUCCCAUAUGGUAUACCGAUAUUUGCUGAUCAAGUAUACAAUGCAUUGAAUGCUCAAGAGAGGGAAUAUCGG